Molecule: messenger RNA, 1508 nt
Organism: Saccostrea cuccullata (small rock oyster)
Lineage: Eukaryota; Metazoa; Mollusca; Bivalvia; Ostreida; Ostreidae
Exons: 12
Coding region: 1-1416 (471 amino acids)
Source: RefSeq, a predicted model, not a curated record
AUGUAUAUUGUCGCGUCCCUUUGUCGCCUGAAGAAAAACAAUCUCAAGAAAAAGGAGAGGGAAACCAAGAGGGAUGGAUCCAUCCUUCGUAUAGAAAAUCCAGAUGACAUUACAUUUCGUCGGGGAAAUAUCAAGAUUCAAACAAAUAGCCAGAAUUCUUUUCGUGUGGGAGAUGUUGUGGAGCUAGAGUUUAAUGGUGACGUUGAAGGGAUAAUUAGCUUAACAGAGAGUGUAAAGUGGUGCAAGAGAACAGAGGGAGAAUUUCGUCCGAUCAGCUUACAGGAUGCACCUAUGAUCACUUUAGUACCUAUCGGCGGAAUAUAUUGCUCUCAAAUUUCUCGAAUUUUUUAUCACAUUGCACAAAAUGACACUGACCUUGAAAUCAUGUGUGAUUUGGAUUUUUGGUUAAAAAACAAAAAUAGAUGCGCCGGGGGAUAUAAUUCUCCAAAACUCAUGAUAAAUACAAGCAUUGAAGAUAAUGAAUGGAGAAUAUCACAGAUUAUAAUAUACGACAAAUUUGGUGUCAUCAAUCCUAACAAUUUCAGCAUAGAGGGAACUGGUAGGACGAUUCAUCUACUGUGUGUGGCUUCUGCUUUAUCGACUACAAAAGCGCCGGUGAUGAACUGGUGUGUCAGAAAGAAGGACCAUGUCACCUGGAGCAAAAUUGUUCUUCAAGAAGAAGAAAUAAAAGCUUUUGGGAAUAAUUCCGUGGAAGCUCUGAAAUUCAGCAGGAUAACUUACCAUAUCACACAAUAUGACAAAGUAGUUCAGUUCCUCUGUGAAAUUUCUGCAUCAUCUUUGAACUCGUGUGGUUCUGGAUUAAAUUUGGUAAACGUUACAAUUUCGAAAAACGAAGACAAAAUUCAAGAAAGAAUAGAUAUUACUGAAACGCAAGAGCCUAUAAUCACUAGUACCACAGUAUUGCCGCUGGAAUCAACUGAACAUCAAGGCAGAACAUAUAUUACUGAAACGCAAGAUCCUAAAAUCACUAGUACCACAGUAUUGCCGCUGGAAUCAACUGAACAUCAGGGCAUCAGUACUGUGUCAGUUUUGGCUGCCUUGUCAGUACUUUUGUUUGUCCUACUUACAGUAAUAGUUCUGUUAGUGAUUACAGCGUGCCGAAGAGGAAAAUUUACAUUCCUCGGUUUUAUAAUUAAGAUUAAACGAGAAAAAAAGGACACCGGAGAUGAAAAGGGGAAUGAAAAUAAAACAGAUAUUUCACUUCAAAAAGAAAGGAGGAAAAACAAAGACAGUUCAAAAAUUAAUAUUGGUUUUGAAAGACAAAGUAUUUACGAAAAUGAGGAUUUGAAGAAUGAAAAUGAUGCUUCGACUGUAAAAACAGAUAACGAAUCGUCUAAAUAUGAAGAGCUGAAAAUAAGAGAUAAUCAACAGGAGUAUGAGGAACUGAAUUUAUAGUAAAAAAAAUUGCAUCAAUUGCAAGAUGAUUCAUUGAUUGAUUGUUUGUUGUCAAACAAGAUGAAGGACAUUGACAAAUACGGUUAUGAUAA